Messenger RNA from Dissoconium aciculare CBS 342.82, 579 nucleotides. RefSeq lists its product as uncharacterized. The transcript has a single exon. Gene Ontology annotation, cellular component: nuclear exosome (RNase complex); cytoplasm. NCBI's taxonomy places the organism in Eukaryota, Fungi, Ascomycota, Dothideomycetes, Mycosphaerellales, Dissoconiaceae. The record is from RefSeq and is a predicted model, not a curated record. Bases 1 to 579 code for a protein of 192 amino acids. Gene Ontology annotation, molecular function: RNA binding. Gene Ontology annotation, biological process: RNA processing.
AUGUCUGCCAACGGGAUAGCCUUUCCAGGCCAAAUAGUCGGUACAUUCGACGCCGCACAACUUGGAGCAGCGACUCAUGUUCAUGGAUCAAACCUCUGUGCGAGUAUUGCUGGACCUGUGACUUCACAGCCCAAUGUGCUCAAGGGAUCAAGUCAAUCCAACCUGUCAAUCAUCCGAAGCACCGGUCCAUUACUUCCAGAGGUCGGAACUGUCGUCAUCGGAAAAAUUACUCGCACUCAGUCGAAACAAGCAAAUAUUGCCAUCUUGGCAUUGGGCUCAGCAGGCGAGCACGUUUGUGGGGAUGCCUUGCCCGGUUUGAUUCGACAGCAAGACAUCCGCGCGACCGAGAUCGACAAAGUCAAGGUGUCAGAGAGCUUCCGGGUGGGCGAUAUCGUGCGCGCGGUGGUCAUCAGCUUGGGCGAUGAGCGCAGCUACUACCUCAGUACGGCGAAGAACGAACUAGGAGUGAUCAUGGCCACUAGUGAAUGGGGCAAUCAAAUGUAUCCGAUCUCGUGGAAAGAAUACCAAGAUCCGACGACUGGAUUGAAGGAGAUGAGAAAGGUGGCCAAGCCGGUAUGA